Molecule: messenger RNA, 8647 nt
Organism: Branchiostoma floridae (Florida lancelet)
Lineage: Eukaryota; Metazoa; Chordata; Leptocardii; Amphioxiformes; Branchiostomatidae
Product: mediator of RNA polymerase II transcription subunit 1-like
Biological process (GO): regulation of transcription by RNA polymerase II
Cellular component (GO): mediator complex
Molecular function (GO): transcription coregulator activity
Source: RefSeq, a predicted model, not a curated record
CCUGGGCACCUCCGACCCUGCAGUGACGUCAUCACGAGCUAGGGAAGAUGGCGGCGGUGGAACAGCGCCUUCCCCACGGGCUCCUUCCCCCGCCCCUCGGGAAGUCCAGCCUCUCCCUUACCCUCCACCUCGCACGCAGGGGAAGGUUCCAGGCUGUUGAGAUCUCAGGAGGAAAGCUGUCCUCAAAUAAGGAUGAGAAGAGCGAAGAAUUAUCCGCUCUGAUGCAGCGAUUACGAACGAAGAGCGCCCAGAUCAAGUCAUGGUCCGACACCAGCAAACUGGUCAGGAGCGCCAUGGUCUGGACCACCAGCUUAAACGACAAGAGGGCAGUAGACAACAUGGAUCACUCCCGCCUGAGAAAGUGUAUCAACGCCCUACAGAAGGCUCUAAAAGUCACAACCCUGCCAUCCAUGGUGGAAAGGCUGGACUCUGUUGCAAGACAAGUUGGCUUGAACUUCAAGGUUAGCUCCAGCGGCCAUGAAUGUUGCAUCAGUUCGGAACUGUUUUACGUGGAGAUCCGACUGGACACGAGCGGCGGCGUGCAGGACGUCAGGGUCGCCCACCACGGCUCCGAGUCGCAGGGCUGUCUGGAGAUGCUGAGAGUUCUCAGGAAUGGAGACUUUAAGGAGUUUGUCGGCCACCUAAAGGGACUGCUGAACAUCUACAGAAUACCUGGUGACAGUAAAAUAAAGAUGAGAACAUACCAGACACUGUUGUGCAUGGAGAGUGAUCUGACCAAGAUGGCCGACGCCUACAAUGAAGCAUUCCAUGAGGAGGGUGUAGGGGAGACAGACAGCAGGAUGUCAGGAGGAAGGGGUGACCCUAUGACCCAGAUACAAAAGGGCAUUGUGGGAUAUGUCAUCCCAAGACAAGGAGGUCACCCCAUGCAGCUGAAGUGCUUUAUUUCUCCCUACGACAUGUUGAACGUUGAGAGAGAGAAGAGUGAAACUAUUCACGACAAUGUUCCACGUGAUGUUGGUCAGUCGGUGAAUGUUGUUCUGGAGGGCUCGACUUCACACAAGCUGCAGACACAGCCGCUGUUCGCAGGGAUCAACCCACCCCAACAUGACAGCAAGGGGAGUCCAGCCUUUGCAGGAAUCAACAACAACAACAUGAUGCUGUUGCCAGCUUGUUUCUCCCUGGUGCCCCCCUCCCCCAUACCGCUGUCCAUCUCAACCAUCAAGAGGAUCCACUCUGCUACAGGCAUCUUGUGUGGUGAUGAGGGCAAGGCAGUUCCCAUGAACCGACUGGUGACACAGAACGUCAUGGAAGCCAAGGGGAUCGCUGACAUGGACAAUAACAACGGACGCAAUAAACUCUUUCACGUGACCCUGCCGGAUCAACACCAUUCUUACUACAUUAACGACGCCCCCGAUCUGAAGGGGGUUCUGGUGAGUAAGAUCCCCUUCACCCACCCCGCCUGUGUGCCCAGAGUUCUGGAGGCCCUCCGACAACAAACUGUCUACAACACUCUCAUCACCAGCUGUGUCAGGAAGGGCUGUGAGGAAGCCAAGGAGAAUGCCCAGCUGUUUGAAGUGAACACGACAUCACCCACAGGAAUCUCUGUCACAUUCGAGCACCCCGUUCAGGAGAGCAUGGCCUGCUUGGAAAUUGACCUCGCUGACCCCAACCACGUGAAGUGCAAAGUUCACAUCCCAGCAGGAGAUGCCCCUGUCUGCACAGAUGAGUACGCCACCAUGGUCAUGAACAGAUGCUUGUCCAUACCUGUCCUGAUGCGUGCCAUCGCCCGCCAUGCUGUGGCUCAUCACAAGGAGAUGCAGCGUCAAAUCACCACGACAUCCGCCGGCAUCCUGUCCUCGCUAUCCAAGGCAACUGAAGGGAUCGUCAUGUCUCACGGCUUCUCUGAGUUUGCAGCGGUUACGUCUUCUGGACUGAAAAUAGCAGCAGUCAAAGAUGGCAAUGAGCAAAAGUUGUCCAAUGCUAAUCUGAAUCUUCUGGGGGUGACUUCUCCUGGUGGGGGUGGAAAAGCGGGUGGAACGUUACUGAUGCAUCUAAAUGGUGUAGACCCUUCUCAAGGCAAUGAUUUUGCCGGAGCGGCUGUGCAGUACAGGCAGGCCUCCGUCUCUCCUUUCACCCUGGCGUCUACGACAACGGGAAGAGGCGCGCAGGCUGAAUUACAGUUCACCGAUACAGAUGCCACCAAAGUGUCGGAAAACCCCAUGUUGGCCAGCUUGCUCAAAGGAAGCAUUCAAGGGCCCCCUCACUCUAAGAACCAUCCGAUGUUGAUGAACUUGUUGAAGGAGCCGGUGGGGGUACCCCCCCAACCGGGGCAGAUGUCACCCCGCGGGACUGAACCCCCGCCUCCCACCAAACAACGCAAGAGGAAACGGAAGUCCAUGACGGACAAUAGGUCACCAAAACGACAGCAGAGUGAGGAGGAAUUCACUAAGGAGCUGAACGCCAUGGACUUUGAUAGCAACAUUCCAUACGACGCCACCCUACAAGCUGACCACCUCACCCCCACCACUCCCCAUCCUUCCACGCCAACUGUGCAGUCCCCAGCCAGGGCCUUCCCACCUCCGCUCCCACAUUCCAUGCAGCUCAAGCCUUCUCUCGAUCCUUCGGGGAGGGGGGAGGCAGUGAAAGACUUCACCCAAGACUCGGAAGUCACCGCGAUGCUGAAUGACAUUGCUGAGCAGAGUGAGCAGCUGAAAAGGCAGGGUAGUCGAGACGGCGCAAACCCCCGUCUAGGCCCGGAAAACUUGCCACCUCUGGACUCGACAGGCUUUAUAAGAACAGACGGCUCAAUGGAGGACCUCACAGCUGCAGGUGCUGUUGCUCAAGGGGGUGACCUCCAGCCCUCAUUUGACCCUGCUGAUUUCGUAGCUGGGGAUUCAACACCUGGAACCGAUCAUCUCGACACUGACUAUACCUUUCCCACAGAACCCAUUGAGUUCAACACAGAGGUGUUAAACACUACGGAUACCAGCUUUGUGGACAGUCUCAUUGAGGAAAGCUCAGAAGGAAAUGUGUCCAUGGACGUUGAGAGCUGUGACGCCAAUGCAUUUGGACUUGCACUGAAUCCAUCCUCUGUUGCCUCCAAAAUCUCCACCUCUGGUACAGACGUUUCGGGAAAGUCACAGGCAGCAGCGGAGGUUGGUACUGAAGCGAUGGGAAGUGUGAACUCCAACGUAGGAUCCGCACUUUCUGCCAGUUCUUUUGACCAGGGUCCUUACUCCGGGAGCGACCUGCAAGGACUCGACUUGUCCAUGACGGCAGCAUCCACCCCAGAGGUCCUAGACCUCUCCACAGGCCACCACACCCCAUUGGACCAGCAGACCGAGCCCACAGACCUUUCCACCAGUCAGAAGUCUUCUUCCUCCACAUCCCUGCAACAACUUGAGCCAACAGAUCUAUCCACCAGUCUUAAACUGUCAUCAGCGAACCCUCCAUCAUCAACAGCUGCAAGCGCAGCAUCCGUUCCCAGCUCCUCUGCCACAACAUCUUCUGCCAGCAUUACCCAGCAGUCUACAGGGAGCCUGAAGAUCACGGUGAGUUUAGGGAACAACACAGCCAGCAUUAAGAGCGGAAAGUCAGACAGUGAAGGCAGUCGCAGUGACGGCUCCACCAAAGUGACUAAGAGAAGAAGCUCAAGCAGAAGCUCUGCAGAGGGCAGCAAUGGAGCUGAGAGUAGCGGCAAGAGAAGUCGGGCAGGGGACAAGAAGGACAAAGGGAGCAAAAGGAGAAGAUCAGAGGCAGGGGUGUCCCCCCCUCGAGCAGCUGGUGUCGGUCCCAACGGUUCCCGCACUCCUCCAGUUUCCAAAACCUUUACUCCCCCAUACAGUACUUCUCCGGCAAGGUCCUACACUCCCCCUGCCAGCCUGCCCGGUGCCUCCUCUCAGCUCCCCAUGACGACACAGACUGCGAGGUCCCACACACCUCCAGCCAGCAUGCAGAGCUCCCGAUCAGGCUCAGGGGGGAAGCCAGCUGCCAUGCUGUCCCUGCAGGCGAAGACUGUUGGAGCUAUUGGCAAGUCAGGGAGCCUGGGUGGAGGUAAACCCUUGUCUGGGACAGGGAGUGCAAGUCCAAUGAGAACAAAAGCUCUGUCGAAAUCUCUCUCCGAAGGCAGCAGCAAAGGUGGACAGUCCCCACGAUCUAAGUCUCAGUUGUCGGGGUCAGGAAGCAAGUCAUCCUCGAGCAAGGACAAACCCUCCAGGAUUAUGAUCACCAUCAGUAGGCAUCCCUCAGCCUCAUCUUCCUACACAGCCACCUUGAGAAAUGCUAAGACCGAAAGUGUCAGCAAAUCCAGUUCCAGCAAGAGCGCCUCUUCUAAAGGAGGUGAUCAGGUUAGAGCGUCCACCCCGACUACGUCAGGCCCCAAACCUGCUUCGUCAUCGCCCAAAGUAUCCACCCCGACUCCCAAACCUGUGACAUCCGGACCAAAAACUAUAUCUCCGGUGCCCAAACCUGUAUCUGGCACGCCCAAAACGGUAACACCCAGUUCCAAAACGUCGUCAUCAGGCCUUAAAGUUGCAUCUUCCAACCCCAAAGUUGCUGGCCCCACUUCUAAACCUUUAGCAUCAGUUUCUAAGUCUGUAACUCAGUCUGCGUCACCAAGCCUCAAGACAUCAACUUCUGCACCCAAAACUGUGACAUCUGGAUCAAAACCGCUUGUGUCAGGGCCAAAAGUAGCUAGCACAGGCUCUAAAACCACAUCAUCGGGUCUCAAACAGCCUUCAGCUAGUGCCAAAAGUACAACAUCAGGGCCAAAACUGGUGAGCAGUCAGUCGAGCAAAUCACAUCCUGCCACAUCGUCCUCUGCAACUGUCUCUUCCAAGGUUGCUGUAUCUUCCACUUCUAAAGUAUCGACUUCCUCAAAAUCCUCCAGCUCUUUGUCCUCGGCAAGCAGCAAGGCCGCCUCUGCAGGACUUGUCACCGCCUCUGCAAACACCUCUGCCUCCACAAAAACAAGCACUGCGCAGAAGGAAUCCAGCUCAAAGCAAAGUUCAAGCUCAAGCAAGGCCAAGACCAGCACUGCAUUGCCUAAACUGGCCCAGGAGACGUCCCACACCACCACCCGACCUGCUCCUCUUGUCAUCUCCACUGCCCCGGCCACUUCUCCAACAGUCAAGUCGACUGUGUCUCCACGUGCGACUCUGUCCUCCCCACCUCUCUCCCGAUCCAACUCCAAGUCUCCCAUCCGUUCCCGAAAGGGUUCUCUGUCUGCCGUGAUAGACAAGCUAAAGAACACCGCCAGCAGCGUGCACGUUAGCAGCAUCUCCAACAACGAUAGCGUCGUUCUGGUCACAGCUCACGUUAGUCCCACCUCGCAGGCUAGCACAGCUGAAAGUCCGCAAGUCAGCACUGUGUCGUACGGCCACACGUCAAAUGGCAUCCCUGAGCUGCCUGCCAUUAAGGCUGAUGUCAAGACCACAAAGGAUGCAGUCAAGUCCAAGUCUUCCAAUGUGGUGACUCGAACACUUGAGCGAAAGAAGAGAGAAAUCUGUCUCACCUACAACGACCCAACAAGACGAGUCCUCUGAGACACCGCCUCCCCUUCUCAAACCUCAGGAAAUUGACCCCCAAACGUCCUUGAGUACAUCAGACACGACAAGCAGGAGUACUGCAGAAGAUGCGUCCAUCGUAACUGAAAUUUCAGCUGAAGACUCCAGCAGCCGUCCAACGUCUGCAGACAGUAAGACUGCAGAGCGACCACGAUCAAGAGGCGAGGAGAAAACUGCGUCCUCAGUUCAGAACUCGAAUGGUACCACAGAGGAAAGAAGUGGCAAAAAGAGGUCAUCUGCAACAGCGGAUGAACGUUCUGGCAACCUGAAUCGAUCGAAAUCGAAACCCCAGGCGGAGCCGGAUUGUUCAGCCCCUGCUGCUGCCGCGAUGCCGGCCUUGACGGUGGGUACGCAGCUGGACACAAGUGCCCUCUCCUCAUUGGUCAGCUACGGUGACGAGAGCAGCUCUUCCCCCCUGGAGACCAGCCCCAGCCAGGCACAGGACCCGGAACCGCCCGUCCUGGAGCCCUACGGGAAGGCUGACAGUCCCGGACAAGAUGAUCUGCACUCCCUCAGUCCUGAUGGUAACCUUGUCAUUGACGUGCCUGGUGCCGCCAACGCACACACCAGCGCCCCCCUCCCCCCUGCAACUCAUUCCCCAGACCACGACCAUUCCAUGGACCCAGAAGUGGACUCUCAAGCAGAGAACACGUCCCCUCUGUCAGACCCCGACCAGUCCCAUCUGCUUUAUGAAGGUACUUCUGACCAGUCACAACCGGAUGCCAGCCCAUGUGACAUUGAUGAUGAUCUCAUGGAUGAAGCCCUGAUUGGUGGAAUGGAUUCGUAACAGACCAAUCAGAUUGAACCUGUGAUGCUGAGUUCUGUUACAUAACCCAAAGUUCUCAUUGUUGGAAUGCAGUUGAAAUAGCCAAUCAGGUUAGAUCUCUGAUAUUCAGAAGGACACAGGGUGCAUUUUUUUUUACAUUUCUCAUGUAAAAGUCAAUGACAACAGCUCUAUCAUAUUUCAUUUUCUAGUAGUCCAGGUAGAAUUUGUAAAUGUAUAAUGUCACUGGGAUUCCUGUGGCAACAAUUCUUCCUGUCAUUCAGUCAAAAACGAAUAGCUCUGUUAAAAACAGUUUGGUAUGUCAGAUGCAACUAUGUACUUGUAAAAGUAUCAUUUGUAGCAAUGAAGUAAGAUUAGCUGUCGAAUGAGACAGUAUUGACAAGAUGCAUUUUAGAUAAGAAGUUUCAUUCCCAACGUGCAAAGAAAACAGAUACAAAUUGUGUUCUUCUGUCAUGUAAAUGGUAAUCUUCAGAUGUCAGAAUAGGUUUAUUAUGUCUGUUGAGGUGUGGAUGGUACCACCACACAAUCAUGGUUGGCAAUCAAGCCACAAAUUUUAAUGAAAAGUAUUGAAAAUAUGAAAUUUGGCACUUCGUUACUACACUUGGAUGUUUUUUUAGACCAUGACGGUUUCCUUUUUAAGCAUAGUUUAUAGAAGUGAGCAUAUUUAUUAGUUUGUAAACUACAGCAAUAUGCCUAGGACUACAGCACAGCUGUGUUUGUAUUAUUUAUGUGAUAUGUACCAUUGAUUAGGACUCUGAAUCUUCUCUGGGCACAGAAAACUGCCCAGUUUAGGACUUUCCGUCUCCCAGUGUUGUACGAAGUUUGUAUUUCCCAAUACUGUGAUAUGAGGAAGUUUGGUAAGUAUUUGACGUUGGCAAAUUUGGUGGUUUUACUGAGUAUAACUGAACAUCAGUCAAUACAAUUAUAGAAUUUGACUUGUCUGAAAAAUGGUUAUUCUGACAGAUAAAACCCUCCCAAAUUGCUUGCCUUACAUAACCUGAAAAAUACAGCACCACCAAACUAAAACAUCUUACAGUAUUGUAUUAUAGAAUUGUGAUGACGUUAGACGACUUACUGUAAGAACAGCAAGUAUGAUUCUUGGACUUGAUUGUAUUUUUGAUUAUUAGACAAAAGUAUUCUUUGUUAAGCCGAACCUAUGAACUGAAUGACCCCCUAUAGUUCCCAACUGUAGAUGCACUCUGCAGUUAGCAUUGACAAGUACAUUGCUCAUUGAAAUUGUGCGGAAAAGGCAGGUGCUUCAAAUGUUGUAUUUUGGGGCUAGUCUUUGAAAUGAAUUCCCAAAAUAUAGAUUUUAACUAUUUGAUUGGUUGAAUCCUCCCAAUUCUAAUUUUUUUCAGAUGGAUCAAAAGCAUGGAAAUUUUUCAGACCGCAGUAAUGAAAUUAUCACAUGUUCAUGCUCAUGAAUUAUGGAAAGCGUAUAUUGUUUUUAUCAGAAAAAAGUGCGAUAAAAAGCAUGGAAAUUUUCAGACUAAUAAGUGUGGUAAAAUUGCAGUAGACACCACUAUUCAUGUACAUGUAGUAAGGCAAAGGUAGAUAUGCAGAUAUUUUGAUGUGCCCAAGAAAUGAUGUCCAACCAAGUAUAAAACAGCUCUGUUUUAUUGGGAAUAUAAAAGUUCCCCCUGCAAUUAUUAAUGCAUGUAUUGAAAUAGCUGUAUAAUAAACAUAGCAUCAUAUUCAGGUCAAAUUAUCCAAGAGUAUCAAAAACACAGUCAAAUUUUUGAAGUGUAUGUAAAUUGUAUCUUUUUAUUACUCUCUCAUUUAGCUUCAUGUUUUAAUCCUAACAUGAACUCAUUUGUCAACUUUUUUAUAAAAUGAAAGUAUCUAAUUGUAGUUGGCAUACUUCUUAAUUCUAUAGGCUUUUUUGGUACUACUAGCCAGUGGCCAACAUAUGUAAUACUUAGAUUAUGCUAGUGUUUUUAUAAGAUUUAGAACUUUUGCCAAAGGAGCUGUAUAGAAAGAAAUCGUAGUGGAAAAUUUUGUUACAUGUUGCAAGUUCUAUUUAUGCUCUUAACAGUUUUAACAGUUACUCAAGAAUCAAGAUUUGUCUUGUGACAUAAUCUUCACCUUAAGGACCCAAGUGUCUUAUACUAGUAAGACUGUAUGGUAAGACUCUACCACUGUAUCUUGAGGGAACAAGGAUAGAUUUUUUACACACAUACUUAAGUGUUGGUAUAUCGCCCUUAUUAUAGUCCAGAUUCCUUGUUGUAUAGGCCAAUGUACGAUGUGCACAUUAUAUUUACGCUCUGUAUAUAAUCACAUGUUAGUAUGACCUUUUCUUUGGGGUCAUGAAUAAAGUACCAACCGUUUUGUAUGCAAA